This is a messenger RNA of Procambarus clarkii (red swamp crayfish), 3828 nucleotides long. Its product is annotated as retinal homeobox protein Rx1. Gene Ontology annotation, molecular function: DNA-binding transcription factor activity, RNA polymerase II-specific; RNA polymerase II transcription regulatory region sequence-specific DNA binding. Gene Ontology annotation, biological process: regulation of transcription by RNA polymerase II. Lineage: Eukaryota; Metazoa; Arthropoda; Malacostraca; Decapoda; Cambaridae. The record is from RefSeq and is a predicted model, not a curated record.
GGCCCAAGACUGCGGACCUCCACGACAGCUGCUGUUCUCCGCUGUGUGAUAGUGUUCUUGUGAUUGUGUUCGGUGUGCUUCCAUCCUGUUCUUCCAUCGCCAUGAUGGAACGCUCCCUCAAGGCCAUCACACCCCCGCCGGAGUCGCGUCGCAGCGCCCCGUCUCCGCUGUCGCAGAUUGACACACAUCUGUCGCCGACGCCGACGACGCCGACGACAGGAGCGCCGCCGUGUCGCUCCUCCCGCGUCUACACCAUCGAGGACAUACUCGGGCGGCCGCAAGAACCGCAGGCGCCGCAGGUCAACGCCGCAGACACUAAUGCCGCAGAGUCUGGCAUGAGUGUUGGCAGUCCUGAGGUGUCCCCAGGAGGAGAGGGCGACUCCGCCACCUCCCCCGAGUGUCCUGAUCAACACACUGAUCCCUUCGACCCUGACAAACCCCGUAAGCUGACGAGUACUGGUGCCCCUCGCCCGCAGGUCCGCCGCUCCCGGACCACCUUCACCACCUACCAGCUUCACCAGCUCGAGCGGGCCUUCGAGAAGACCCAGUACCCGGACGUCUUCACCAGGGAGGAACUGGCCAUGAGACUAGACUUGUCCGAGGCUCGCGUCCAGGUGUGGUUCCAGAACCGGCGAGCCAAGUGGAGGAAGAGAGAGAAGGCUUUGGGGCGUGAGAGCCCCUCCUUCAUGGGCGUCGACCAUCCCCUGGGCGGCAUGCCCGACCUGCCCCUGCCCCUGGGGCCGCCCCCGCACUCCGUCGCCGCCGCCGCCUCCGCCGCCGACCUCCUCCAUCUCCACGCCCUCCACGCCCUCCAUCUCCACCCAUUCCUCCACCCGUCCCACGCCCCGGGGCUCCACCACAAGGCGGCGGGGCACCCACCACCGCCGCUACACGCCCUUCUCCACCACUAUAUGCUGCCGCCGGGGCUGCCGCUGCUCCAUCCUGCCGCAGGCGUCGCCCAGGGCCUCCACCUCCCUAUGAUGACCUCCUCCAACAGCCCCGACGCCUCCCCCACCCACUCCCCGCCCAUUACCACCAUCGCAACCACCGCCACGCCCACUACCACGCCCUCUGGAGCCCCAGGUUCACCUGGCCUGCCGCUGGACUGCCGCGGCGCCUCCGUCGACCUCCUGCGGCUGAAGGCGCGCCAACAUCAGGCUCUAUUAGAGCGCUUGUCACCCCCUACAUCCGGAGUACACGCCUCCUCCUGAACACCCACGCCACGCUGCACGCCGUCGUGGGCGCGCCCCUGCAGUAUUUACUUCUGGAGGAGUUCAUAGGUCGUCUCUGACGUUAGCUUCGGCCCUGAAGAUGUGCGCGCGCAACCUGUCGCAGGUUGUGUAGCGUUGAUCAUGUCACCGGUGAUGCUCCCAGCAGCAGGAAGAGCUGUAGCACCGCCUCCACCCUGGCAGGAGACGCGCCAACCGCAGGGGUCACUGCUGUAGAUGAAUAUAGUUGGGUCUCCAUCCUCAGUGGCGGCGCCAGCGAGGCGAGGGCCAGGGGCCAUAGUGCCAAGGAGGGCCAUGACGGCCUCUGUGUCAUCGCGGUGAUUGGACCCUAAUUAAUAGCAGGACCCCGAACCAUAGUUACACUGGUUAAACAAGCAGCAUGUCGUUGUAAACGACUGGAGUGUGAGGGAGGGGUUCAGGCGGACGACAGCCCAACCUCUAUCUGAUGGGUCAAAUCACCUUCUGAUGUACACUAGAAGCAACCUUUCCCCCCUGCUCUAAUCAGUGUAACGCAGACGUGGCAGAGUUUCCCUCCUGACGCAGACGUCCUUCGUUCCCUGGUGACGUAGACGACACUCUCUCCUGACGCAGAUGUCCUCACACUGACGCACUCGUCCCCCCUAAAGUGGCUCUCUCUCACGCCAGUUCAAGUGUCUCUUCCGGGCCUUUGGGAGAGGACGGCGGCAAGCUCUUUAAUUACCUCUUUAUCAACCUAUCAUUUUGUCAGAUCAGUUGGCAGCCUGCAUUCGCCUGACGAUCCUCCACUGUCCGUCCUCGCCAGCGGCAGUUUGGGGCUCUUGCCCUUCCUGAAUAAGAGUCAUUCGCUUCUCUUCUAUUCAGUGUGGGUUUGGAUCCCUUUCCCCAAACUCAGAUUCUUUAUUGACAACUAUUCAGCCAAUCUGGCCAAUUUGUCAAUAGAUUAACGAUUUUGAGCCUUGGAUGAGAGGAGCGGGGAGGCCAACUUUGCGUUCAGGGGAUGGUUGAUUUUUGUCCUUAAUACUACACGACCCAGAGCCCAAAUUGGUCAUUUAAACAACGUUUAUUGACACUAGCCAGCAAACCCAGCUAAUUUAUGAGGCUCAGGGGACACUGAUGCUAAUUAAUUAAGGCGGUAAGGUCGUAAUUGACGUGGCGGGAGUGGCCGAGAAUAUUAGGGCCUGGUUUAUUUGCUCACUCUCGACAACACACACUCACAGUCACGCUAAGUUUCGGGCCCCUGCGAUUUAUUUCUGGCCUGUGUGUGUGUGUGUGUGUGUGUGUGUGUGUGUGUGUGUGUGUGUGUGUGUGUGUGUGUGUGUGUGUGUGUGUGUGUGUGUGUGUGUGUGUACCCGCCCGGGGGAGCGUCUCUCUGUCCCUUGGUCAUAGUGUUCAUUAUUCUCAUGACAGCAAGAGUAGCAAGCUGGAAGUUUUUAGAUCUUGAUCACUGAAGUGAACAAUUAUAGCAGUGAACAGUGUACACUGAACUACUAAAGGAAAAUACUGUACAUUCUGGUGGUGUAUACUGGAGGCUCCUGGGUUAAGGAGAGACCUUCGUGUUACUGCCAGUUUACGUAACGAAAUGAAACCUUUUUAACUUUUCUGGUUAAAAGUGUAAGUGAGGUGAGAGCGGGUUGGUGUGUUGAAGUCGGCGGUGGGCAGCCAAUUGACCGAGACUCCGUCAACAGCCGCAGUGUUUGGCUUCCUGCUGGACUACCUCCUCCUCUUUCCGGCUCCCUUUCUGCUUCUGUCUGCUUCUCUCUCUCCCGCCUGCCUCUUAUUGGCUCCUGAUGCGCCCUGCUUCCUGCUGAACCCUCCUCUCCGUUGCUGCCUCUUACUGUCUGUUGAUGCUGCUGCUGCUUCUUGCCUUCAGCAAGGCAGAGGGAUGCCUCCUGUUACCACCUUGUGCCAAUGUAUUCUCUGGCGACUCAUUCUCUGGCGACUCAUUCUCUGGCGACUCACUCUCUGGCGACUCACUCUCUGGCGACUCACUCUCUGGCGACUCACUCUCUGGCGACUCACUCUCUGGCGACUCACUCUCUGGCGACUCAUUCCCUGACACACCACUGGCGGUGUAUUUCGUGUUGCAGACUCUUCCACUCCUCUCCCUUGAAGCCUCGGUCACAACAACUCUCUCUCAACACUCUUCCGCUCUUUACAGUGUUGUGGUGUGAGGUUAGGUCCCGCGGGUCACAGUCGAUGUCUCCUGUCGUGUCGUGAUCUUGAUGCAACUGUCCGGCGCGGCAUUGGCUGUCCAGUUAUCUCCUGUAAAUAGAUUAUUAAGUUAUUAGCUUUUCCCAUGUGAACAAUAAAUAAUCAGCUGUUCCAUGUAAACAAAUAACUGGUCAGCUGUUCCAUGUAAACAAACAAGUGAUCAUCUGUUGCUUCAAAAGUAAACAUCUGAUCAACUUUACUAUUUAACCAAAUCAUCAGCUGUUGAAUGAAUACACACAACUUCAUUCACAAUAUUUAACAACAUGAACCCACAUGAUGUCAUCCAUAAUUGUCUUCAUCACAUUCUCUCUCUCCUUGGACGACUGAAACCCACAUGAACUAUAGUUGCAUCAGAUCAAGACACAAUCUAGGUUCAUUUUUCUCCCGUAGAAACCCACUCCACCUUGAA